AUGUUCGUCAUCUGUGCCCCUCUCCCUCUCGCCAUGUUCGUCAUCUGUGCCCCUCUCCCUCUUGCCAUGUUCGUCAUCUGUGCCCCUCUCCCUCUUGCCAUGUUCGUCAUCUGUGCCCCUCUUAUACCCUGUUUGUUAUCUGUGCCCUCCUCACUCUCACCAUGUUCAUUAUCUGUAUCCCCUCUCUCUCUCGCCAUGUUCAUUAUCUGUGCCCCUCUUUUACCCUGUUCGUUAUCUGUGCCCCUCUCUCACUCUUGCCCUGUUUGUCAUCUGUGCCCUUCUCUCUCUUGCCCUAAUCAUUAUCUGUACCCACCUCUCUCUCGCCAUGUUCAUUAUGUGUCCCACUUUUACCCUGUUCGUUAUCUGUGCCCCCCCCUCUCUCUCACCCUGUUUAUUAUUGAAGUUUAUACCUGCUAUAUGCAAAUUCUGCUUACAUUUUUUUUUUUUAUUUCUUUCUCUCCCUCUAUUUUCUUUUUUCUAUCUCACUCCUUCCUUUCUACACAUAUUUUUAUCUUUCUUGUCUCUCUUCUCUUUCCCAAUUAUUUUUCUCUAUCCUCUUUUCUAUCGCCUUCCUUUUAUUUUCAACUUUUCUCUCUUUUCACAUUUCCUUUCUCCCCCCCACCCAUUUCCUUUCACUCCUUUUGUGAUUUUCUAAGUUUCUUUCCCUUUUAUUUUUCUCUUUAUCUUCUUUUUCACUCUUCUUUAGACAGCUAUUAA
This is a messenger RNA of Acanthosepion pharaonis, 717 nucleotides long. The record is from the annotation of a GenBank genome assembly. Lineage: Eukaryota; Metazoa; Mollusca; Cephalopoda; Sepiida; Sepiidae.